AAUCCCUAUUCAUCCUGCUUUGUUCAGCUUUGGCACCGCGCCAAACACAGCACGCUGCUUUCAACUAGGUCCGUGUCUGUAGUAUAUACCUCCGCGCUUACACGCCACCCUUCAUUUUCUCUGAACGCUGUGCAAACCGACGAAGAAGAACAAGAGCACGUCAAGAUGUCUGGUCGAGGAAAAGGCGGAAAAGGGCUCGGGAAAGGAGGCGCCAAGCGGCACCGUAAAGUUCUGCGCGAUAACAUCCAGGGUAUUACCAAACCCGCCAUCAGGCGUCUGGCUCGCCGCGGCGGCGUGAAGCGUAUCUCCGGUCUGAUCUACGAGGAGACCCGCGGUGUGCUGAAGGUGUUCCUGGAGAACGUUAUCCGCGACGCCGUCACCUACACCGAGCACGCCAAGCGCAAGACAGUCACCGCCAUGGACGUGGUGUACGCGCUCAAGCGCCAGGGACGCACUCUGUACGGCUUCGGCGGCUGAACACGCGCAACUUCCGGACUUCACGCUCUGAAAAACCCCAAAGGCUCUUUUAAGAGCCGCCCAGUGAUUCUCUUAAAUAGCAAACUCCAACCUGUCCAUUUUUACUUCUGUUGGAAUUAAUGUGAGAUUUAUUUCAGUACAAUAAACAUGUUUCUUAUUCUAAUUCAGUGAUUUCUUUUUGUCUUGGGGUAAAAACAUGUUUAUUUAUUACAUAGAUAUAAUUAUGAGGUGAAAUUUUUUUUAUUAUUUCAUUAUAUAGUAAUUAGUGGCAAAAUAAGUAGUUUCAUACAUAGUGAGCUAUAUUUAUAUAAAGUAUAAAAAAAUAUUACUAACUUAAAAAUGAAUAAAAAUUAAGUUUAUAUGUAUACACAAUUUUUUGUAAAAAUUAUAUAUAUGUGUGUGUAAAAAAUGUAAACAAAUGUAAAUAUACAUCAAUACUUUUGUAUAUUGUAUAGUUAUAAAUCUGCUAAUAGUGCAUUUUCCGCUUGCAAAAAUCUGUUAUUUAUUUUCCUUCGCAUCACUAUAUUCAAAGGACUAAUAUUUAUUUAUUCAGUUUGUUUGUUUAUUGUUAGUAAAUCAAUCGGCUAUGUGUGUACGUAGUAUAUAUGAUCAGGUAAUUUAAGGCCUAUAGCAUGUCGGAUUUUUCCUUUUCUGACUUUUUUUUUUAAAGAACUGAUGAAUGUUAAAAGAAUAAUUACAUUAUAAUUAUAUUAAAUAUGGAAAUGUCAGUUAUAAAUCUUCUAAUGGAAUUUCAUAUGUGCAUUUAAAGUCUAUUAUCAACUCUUCUUGUAGGUCAUUUAAUUGAGAAGUAAUAAAGCAGUACUGUUUUGAUUGA
Molecule: messenger RNA, 1312 nt
Organism: Ictalurus punctatus (channel catfish)
Lineage: Eukaryota; Metazoa; Chordata; Actinopteri; Siluriformes; Ictaluridae
Product: PLN00035 family protein
Exons: 1
Coding region: 166-477 (103 amino acids)
Biological process (GO): nucleosome assembly
Cellular component (GO): nucleosome
Molecular function (GO): protein heterodimerization activity; DNA binding; structural constituent of chromatin
Source: RefSeq, a predicted model, not a curated record